CUGAUUCUCCAAAAGGAAGUAACUACGGUAGAGCUUCGUGUUCAAAAUACUGUCAACGGAUCAACAACAAAAACAAGCAGCGCGAUCUGCUGACCUUUGUCAUUGUAUUUUGGAGUCAGGGGCUGUGGGACACCCCCAGCCCUGACCCACAAGGCCGCAGGUUAGGAGAUCCAUUCCUGGAUGCUGUACAUCCAUAGCCAUCGGGGGACUAGGAUCAAAACCCGACAGGAGACCCAACAUCAAUGUGCUCCUAGUUGCCUUCCAGAUCAAAACUGAAGGUGUGAGAGUGUGAGGAGAGGUGAGAUGGAGUCAGAGGAGACAGAAGGACGCACUUUAGUGCAGGUGAUCAGUGAGAAGUACAGCCCGGAAAACUUCCCAUACUGCCGUGGGCCAGGAGUUGGAGUGGUGAUCCGGUCGAGUCCCCAGGGUUCACCUGUCAAAGAUCGUCUGAAUCUGCCCAGAAUCCUGGUUCUGGAUAGUUGUGGAAUCACAGAGGCAGGAGAUGAAGAGGAGGUGGCCACUUUCUGUGCUCACGUGGUUGAGUUAGACCUCUCUCACAACCAGUUAAAAGACUGGGGAGAGAUAAGUAAGAUCCUGUCUAACAUCCCUAACCUAGACUUUCUCAAUCUGAGUAUGAAUCCACUGAGAGGGUCGAGCCUUGAGCCUGGAGCUGCUGAAGCGUUCUCAGGCCUCCGCCGCCUUGUGCUCAAUAACACGCAUGUCACCUGGGACAUGGUGCACACACUUACACGAGAGAUCCUAGAGCUGGAGGAAUUGUUUUUGUGUCUGAACGAGUAUGAGAGCGUGAGUGUAUCAUCUAUACCGUGCCCGUCCCUGCGCCUGCUGCAUAUCACAGAUAACCAGCUGCAGAAUUGGGCGGAGGUUCGUAAGUUGGGCCUUAUAUAUCCAGGCCUGGUGUCUCUUAUUCUGGCAAACAACUCCCUCUCAUCUAUCCACGAGCCGGAGGACUCUCUACUGAGACUCUUCCCCAACCUGCGCAGCAUCAACCUACACAACUCAGGUCUAUGUUGCUGGGAGGACAUUGAGAAACUGAAUUUCUUCCCAAAGCUUCAAGAGGUCAGAGUGAUGGGUAUUCCUUUACUGCAGCCCUACACCGAUCAGGAGAGACGUUAUCUUAUGGUAGCACAGUUGCCUCAUGUGACUGUAUUGAACGGCAGUGUUGUCUCUAAUGGAGAAAGAGAGGAUGCAGAACGCUUUUUCAUCCGCUACCACCUGGACUGCCCUGAGGAUGAGCUACCCCAGAGGUUACAUCCUCUUACAGUCAUUCUACAGACAUUAAAGGUACCACACUUUGGUAGCACGCUAUGGCCGCCUAGCCCCACUUGCAGAGGUGGAUUUGCGCCCUCUCUGUCAUGUCCAGGUAGAGGUGCGUUUUGGGGACCAGACAGAGCCCCUAGAGCUCAGAUUGGAUCAGACAGUGGCAGACCUAAAGAAGCACUUGAGAGCCAUGGUCCAGCUACCCCCAAAAAAGAUACGUGUGUACUAUAUCGACCGGCAGCUUGGCUACCCACUAGAGCCUCAGGAAAUGAAAUAUGGAGCACGAGCACUUCAUUCCUACAGUAUACGAGAUGGAGAUGAAAUCUUGGUGGUGUCCAAGACACAGUGACAGAAAAGAGAGCAACAACUGAGCACUCUUUGGAAAAAUUACUGGUUGAGUUGUUUCCAGAAUUAUUGGAAUACCUUACCUUAACAAUCUUCCAAUACAGGCAAUGUGAAUGCUGUGAACAGUGCACAGAUCAGCAUGCUUUAUGUUGAGGACAGAGAAAAACUGCCACUCUGGUUGUCCAGAAUCUUCAGUUCUAUUUAAAAAUGAUCCCUAAAAACAGAUGUUGGAUCAGAAUUUAAAAAACCCUUUUAACUUUCACUGCUCUGUGGAUGUAUGUAUACAAGAAAAAAUGUGUGUACGUAAUAAUUUUUCUUGUUGUGUGUUUAUGAGACUGCUUCUCAGGAAUUACCCACAACUGCAUACAUGCCUCUACUCUAAAGAAUAUUUUAGCAUUUAUCAAAGGUGCAGUAUGGAAUAUUUGGCCCCCUAGUAGCUGAGGUGUAAAAUUCCAAGUUACUCGCGGAGGGACAUUAUUCUAGUAAUUAUGUGAUUUGGGCUUCGACUUAGCUCUUCAGCAUGGCUGAAUAUGAUAGUUUGAGGCAUACCGGUGUAACCAUGGUUACGGGCAAUCCUUUUGUAAUAAUAAUAAU
Sinocyclocheilus rhinocerous is the source of this 2217-nucleotide messenger RNA. Its product is annotated as tubulin-specific chaperone cofactor E-like protein. The transcript has 10 exons. Gene Ontology annotation, molecular function: protein binding; RNA binding. Gene Ontology annotation, cellular component: nucleus. Gene Ontology annotation, biological process: poly(A)+ mRNA export from nucleus. Bases 304 to 1599 code for a protein of 431 amino acids. The record is from RefSeq and is a predicted model, not a curated record. Lineage: Eukaryota; Metazoa; Chordata; Actinopteri; Cypriniformes; Cyprinidae.